UUUGUGUAUGACACUUAAAUAAAUAAUUAAAAUCAAUCAAUCAAUCAUCUGCUGCUGGUUCACAGAGAUAUUCAUACAAAUACUCAGAAAUGCAAUUUUGAGUCUAAUUGUAUGUAUGUCCGCUGUCAUCAGAAGAAUGCCACAACAACAUGUUAAAAACACUCAAAGUACAAUUUUCAUCGGAGUGGGUCUUUACUGUUAAGCACAACUAUAUUUAUGUAAUUUUCAUAUCCGCCAGCAGAGGGCGCGCGCGUCUAAAGCCAGCAGUGAACGCCAGCACGUUCCGCCAGGUGUCGGCUGCAGCAUCAGCACCGCUCCUCCUCCUCCUCCUGUCUGCAGUGCCUCUCUGCUCUCCCUUCUUGCAUCGUUCGUUAGAAUAAACCAGAGCAACGGAGCGCAGCCUCCCGACAUUGUUUUGGUUUUUUGCAGCGAGCCUCUUCCCUGAACCUGCAGCAGAUCAGGAAAUCAAAGAAACUUUCAUGUUUACGGACGUCCAUCAAAGGCAGCUCUGCUGAGAAAAACCAAACACAAGAAAACUGUUGAGGGAAAGUGAAAAUAGGAUUAAAUGAGAUGAUAUUCCAUUCCUGGAUUAUUCAGCAGAACAACCUUCUUCGGCCCGAACAGGAAGUCAAUUGAGGAAAGUUGCGUUCUGAGAGUUAAUGAAUGGCGUCAGCACCUGCAUGUGCCUAACUAAAGUCCAAAAUGAGCAUUCCGACUAGUUUACAAGGACUGAGGUUAGAGGAUGAUAAAGUGAAGAAGAUUGGAAACAAAAUCCAGAUGGAUUUCUCCCAUUCUGGGGAUGACAACGCCAAUCGGCUAAGCUCGAUCACUCAUGAUGGGAGAAGAGGAAUCAUGGAGUCGGGGUACAGAACAAGCCCUACUCCUCCUUUAGUCUCCCAAACAGAAUCUCCAGACAAAUUUGUUUUCUGGGGCUCAGAACAGCAAUGCAUGGAGCCGGAGCUCACCGAGUUUGGGCUUUUAAACUGUCAGGGGAUCCACAACAUCUUAGGAAGCAGCAAUCAGGAGCAGAACGAGGGAGAGGAGGACGAUGGGGGGAGUGUUCGAGAUGGGAAAGAUGAGGGACCCAUGUCCAUAUCCUCGAGUUCAACAGCCAGCUCUGUUUCGAUUGGCGGGAGAAAAAAUGACAAUGACAGCAACAAGAUGGAAAGCGGCACAGAGUGGGGCAUGGUGAAAAAGAUAAGCUGCCAUAGCACCGAAGAGCUUGACACGUGUGUGACAGCUUCAGCAGAGAGAAGGGAAAACAGGUCAGGCAGAGACAGACGGAGGGGAGCUCUGAAGGAGUCCAAGUCAGAGACCAACGUGUUUGUCUCCAGCCUCUCAUCGGUUUCCCUUAGUGGAAGCCUGUCUAGCGCUUUGAACUCUAACGGAGAAGCUUCUCCUAUCUCUUUCUCCAGCUCAAGGACCAGCCCGUAUCCCGGUUCCAACAACGCUACCUCAGCUCAAUCCACCAGAAGGGCUUCUGUUGAUGCCAAUCAGAACUCACCACCUUUAAAUCCUCAACAGAGACAGGACUUUUCCGAACCAUGCGGAUCUGCUCAGACACCAGAGGAGAGGAGCUAUCACAGAAACGGACUAACCUCAGGUGCAAGCUUGAGCCAAAGACGAAAGGCUGGAUUUGAGGAGAGGGGCCCCCCACCUCGUAGGCAACAGCUUGUACGACCCCUCUGCCAGACAGAAUUUGGGAAAGAAAGAAACUUUUCACCUUCUAAAACUCAGCAAAGUGACGCAGCAGCGCUUACCUCCCUGGAUGUCUCUGUAGAUCUAAACAAAAAGUUUACCAGGUCAUCUUUACGAGAACCAUCUGACUUCUCUCACCUUUACAACACAUCUGGAAUGUCACAGCUAAGACAGCCCCACCAAACGUCUCUGUGCAAUGUGCCUUCGGCGCAAAGACAGCCGCCUACAACUGUCCAGCACAGAGCUGGUCUCUCAAAUCCCUCCCCCUCAGAAAAGAGACCCCAAACUCAGCUCACUUAUCGGAGAAAUUGCCAAAGUCCCAACAGGACGGGGAUUGAGUCCAGAUCAUCUACUCCUCCGCACUCGCCUCUCAGGACACCCCAGGGUUCACCUCGCAGGCAACCUUCCAUGUUCUUCAUUUCUAGGAAUGUCUCCGGAGCAACUAAACACAUCUCAUCCGGAUGCAAUCCUGCUGUUCUGACAUCAACACAGGGCCUUAGCAGCAGCUUCCAGAGGGCGCCUGUCAAGAGUACUGUGAGCACAACUGGAAUCCCCAGAGCUCCGCUUAACAACCAGCAGAGUUCCCCAAACUCCAACCCCAAAGAGAGCUCUCCAUCACCCAAACUCAAACCUAAAGGAGUCCGCCCCAAAAUCAUCACCUACGUUCGGAAGAGUCCCCAUAUCAAACCGCAGACUGCCGAUGGGCCCUAUCAGGUAUACUCUCUGCCAGCCAGACUCUCGACUAACACUCAAACACCUGCAUCCUUUAAAGACUCAACGUUCAAGCCUGAAACAGAAACCCAAAGAGUUCCAAUACUCAGUGCCUCCAAUCUGCUUUAUGACAAGUACCGCCAGGAGAUGCAGGCAAACAUAAUACCAGCAGGAAUGCAGGGCAGAAGCAUCAGAGCUCCUGGACACUCAAACACAGUCCAUUCACACAGUCACACAGCUCCCCCAAAAUUGGGGAGCAAAGGGGACAACUCUUAUGUGACCACGCCAGAAGUGGCGAGAUCCAACAGCCUGAAAGGCAGCUCUGCUGAAGAUGCGUUGCAGGGCAGAGCAGUCACGCAGAUGGAGGGUGGUGGCAGUCUACUGCGCUCCGGCAGAGGUCUUCGUCUAGGCUUAGGAGCCGUCACCAGGAAUGCUGCAAGCUCCACCAAAAGCAGAGCGCCGGGUCAAGGGCUGAAGUCAACACUGAUCUUCAGCCAGCCGGUCCAGCCUGUUAACCCCACGUCCAGCAUGAAAGACCAGGACAAUACAGACGGUCAGCUCAUCACCCAUCAUGCUCCUGCUCCAGCUUUGACAUCAGCAGCAGCAGCAUCCCAGUCUGUAGCUUCCAGGUCUCUGCUUUCCAAGGUGAGCCAGUCAGGCCUGCGGCCCCCGGGCUUCAACUCCAGCCGUCUCCCCACCGGCCGCCUGGCAGCCUUUGGCUUCGUCAGGAGCUCCAGCGUCUCCUCCGUCUCCUCAGCCCACUCCGCUGACAGCGCUCAGAGUGACCCCUGUCAUCGUUUGAGUGUCAGUGAGGAUCCUCCUCCUCAUAGAGUCGCAACAGGGUCUGCAUCCAGUGAUCAGCAGAGGGGGGUGUCAUGUCGCAGCAACAGCCUCCAGCCUCCUUCCACUCCAGCUCUGCCACGGCGCUACCUGCCACCCCAGCCAAGGAGCUCCCCUGGAGUUGGCAGAAAGGAGUUGCAGAGGACUUCAGAGGUCACGCGCUCCCUCCCAUCUUCUCCAAAGAGACUGGCAGUAGUUCCUCCAAAACCUCAGUCCCCUGUUCAGCCUGGACAGCGGCCCGCUGCAACAGUCAAAGGUUCAGCCCUCUCGGGGUCACACCCCCCUAUAACCCCUCUGAGACUGCAGCAAGAACAGCCGGAGAACCUGCAAAGAGAGAAAGAGGAAGCUCAGCAGAGAGAGAGAGAAAAGCAUGCUGAGGAUAUGCAGAAAGAGCAGAAAAGGGAGGAGGUUCAGAGGCUGCAGGGUCGCUGUGAGGAGCAGGAGAAGCAGCUGCAGGCUAUGAGGCAGGAGCUGAAGAAGGCUUCUUUAGGCUUGGAAGCAUUUAUCAUCACCACUCAGCGGUUCUGCCUGAAGAAUGACCAUUCAGUGGAAAAUAACCAGAAACUAUCCAUGGAAAUACAAAAGAUGAAAGAGGAAAUGGCUUCCACCUCCGCACGAUGGGAAAGACUCCAGCGGGACAAAACAGCGCUGGAGGCAGCGUUUGAGCUCCAGCUGCAGGAGCUGCAGAUGCAGCAGGAGGAAGAGCUGGCUGCUGUGGAGGAGGGACUCAGGAAAUGUCAUGUGGUGGAGACUGAGCACCUAAAGGUGGAGCACUGCGCAGUCCUGGAAGAGCUGCGGACGCAGCAACAGGAGCAGAUGGAGGAGAUGACAGCCAACCACCAGGCAACCGUUCAGGAGCUCAGAGACAUGCAUAAUAUCACCAUGGCAACACUGCAUGAGGAGCAUGCCCGCACCAUGAGAGAUUUGAGAAAAGCUCAUGAGCAGCAGAAGACUCUUCUAGAAGAAGACUUUGAGAAACUUCGACUUUCCCUGCAGGAUCAAGUGGAUACGCUGACAUUUCAAAAUCAGAGUUUAAGAGAAAAAGCCAAGCGCUUUGAGGAGGCUCUGAGGAAGAGCACAGAUGAACAGAUCAUUGAGGCUUUAGCUCCUUACCAGCACAUUGACAAAGAUCUGAAGAGUCUGAAAGUAGUUGUGGAGAUAAAGAACCAGCAAAUCCACCAGCAAGAGAAAAAGAUUGCUGACCUGGAGAAAGUGCAGGCCCAAAAGAAUGUGUUUCUUGAAGAGAAAGUCCAAGUUCUGCAGCAGCAGAACGAAGAUUUGAAGGCUCGCAUUGAAAUGAAACUCGCUAUGUCAAGACAACUGUCAGAGGAAAACGCCAACCUGCAGGAGUCUGUUGAGAAGGAAAGCACAGAGAAGAAGCGUCUGAGUCAGAACAACGAAGAGCUGCUGUGGCUCCUCCAGACCAGCCCUCUCAUGUCUCCCGCCUCGUCCCCUCUCCAUCGCUCCUUCUCCACCUCCCCUGUCCCUUCUUCUCCUUUGUUCUCCUCCUCCCCUUUAGCGGGGUGUGACUCUCCUUCCCACUGUCACGGCUGCUCGCAGCAGGCUCAGUUCUGCUCUCCUUCCCACAGAGGAGUAGCCAAUGCAAAUCUGUCUCCAGGACCUGCUACGCCCACCCACAGGGGAGCUGUUAAUCAGAAUUAUUCCCCUGGCCCAGCCACACCCACUCACAGACCUUCUAGUGGUCACUGUAACUCCUAUUCCCGGAUGACCUCACUACAGAAUUAAGGAAGACUUUUGUCUUCUUUAACUUUCUCCUGUCUUAAGUUCAAAAGACAGCAAGACAAGUCUUUAGUGGUCACAGAACAAAUUAUUAGCCUUGGUUCGCUAACGCCAGUGCUAACUAGUUGUGCAAAACACAGAAAAGUUGUGGUUUGUGGUGUAAACCGCUAACACAUUUGUGUCUAUACCAUUGACUAUAUUUAAGAACUGGACUUAGGGAAUGCCGAGAGUGGUUGCCACAGAAACAUUGACUUGGACCGAUCACUACUUUCUGACAUUGUCUGGCGACGUCCAUACUACAAAAAAAUGUCGACCGACUUUUGUUGGAGCCAGAAUCAGCAAUUUUCUAUGUUUGAUGUCACACUCACUCACUCAAUGUUCAAACACAGUCAAUGGUCUUCAUGGACUUUUACAGAGUAGUAUGACUGUAGGUUCUCUUGUGAGACGUCCCUGCAUGGAUAGUCAUACAGACGUACACAAGACAAUAGUAGUAGAGGUAAAAAGUAGCACACAUUUAUCAUGAGAAUAGAAUACUGUGGUGUGGUAAAAACACACUCCUAUCUUCGGUGUAAUAAGCUAUAUUCUGUUUUUGGGAUGAUAUUUGCUCUUCUCAGUCUUCUCUUUUCAUUGGAACAAAUCCCUAUCAAAGCGCCUUAAACCGGGUCCUGCCACCUCACCAGCAGAGAGCGACCAAUGUUUUCUUUAUACAGGGCUUUCAAUUCAAAAUUGGUUUGUAACUCAAAUUGUGCUUCUUGGACGAUCUUUGAGGUUUGUCUGAGCAUUUUAAUAUUUGGGUCAUUUGCUUGAUGGUUUUUUUCAUGUGUAGGAGAACCUUCCUUGGAGCCAUUUUUUACAGCAAAACACAAAGAACUUAUACUGUCUUUAAAAUCCUUGCCAGGUCUUCCUACACCACAUGAGCUGCUCUUCGCUUCGGAAAAAUCCCUCAGGUCAACUUGCAAAAACUAUGUCCGCCAUUUUGUAAUUACCUCAGCGGGAAUGUGCAGUCUGUUGUGUCUGAACAGCAAACAACAGCAACAAAAUCAUGCAGCUAGAGCUAAAGGCUAAGGGGGAGACCUAGCACUGGGAUAAAAAACAAAAACAAAACAUUGUUUCCUUGUUAGAGAGAUGUUAAUAUCUGUUUUUAUCUUAUCUAUGUGAUGGUCUUCCAGUUUAAAUGUUACCGUUGUAAUAUCCAUAAUCUAUUGAGGAAACUGGAGACACACAGAGGAUAAAAGGCAUUUGAACGUUUUUAAUGUCUCAUUUUCUCUCAUGGGAUGCAAGCGGUAGAUGUGAUGGAGCACGGCAGGAUGCUGAAUUCCUGCAGAUGCAAGUCUAAGAUUAUAAAUACACAUAUUUUCAUUUUAGGACAAAAACACUUUUUUUUUUAGGAUCUCAUAAUUCUGCUGCUUCACUUAAACCAAUAAAAAUCAUCCUUUGCAAUUUUGUUGAGAUUUUUUAUGAACUUUUUCUGGCUUUGCUCUUUUAAUUUGUUAAAAAUAAUGAUAAAUUUAAAGACUACAAAAUUCUUCAUAAUCACAGAAAUAAAUUUUUUUAACACUUGUGUGCAAAAUCUGUGCAUGCAAGACUAAAAAAAAAUUGAAUGUGGGCGUACAGUGGUAUCCUGUUCCCACGAUGAGUAGAAUGUCUUUCUUGCACGUUGGAACUCCUUAAAUAUGAGUUGACGGUGACAUGAAAUAUGCCUUCUGCAACGGUCUAUUCUUCAAUUGUCUAUUAUGUUUAGAUUUUUUGUUUGUACCUACAAAAUGUACACUGGAUUAUCUACAGGAAAAAAACACAGCUGUUCAGGGAUUAAUGUGUUAGCUUUUAAUUCAUUGAGAAUUUGUUUAACAUUUUCUUAUUUUCAAAAAAGCUAAGCAGAACAUGGAAGCAUCAGACAGUUUUGCUAUUAGACUAUGGUCACAUAUCCCAAAAUGCCACAGCUCGGCGACCUAAAUGGAAUUCGGCAGGUGGCCAUGCGGUGGCAUUUGUGAUGGGGAGGCGGCAGUCGCGUUAUUUACACGCCACACAAGGGCUGCAGAGGUUUAACGAAAAAGUUGAAAUUAGACAACGACCGGAUGAUUUUUUACCUCGAUCAGUGGCCGCUCUGGAACAUUUGGAGGUUGCGAGGUUGCAGUCCAGUUACAGGCAGGUGGUAGCAGCGCGGGUACUUGAAAAUGGGCUGUUGACAUGGGCCGGGGGCCCAGCGAUGACCGGACGUCAAUCUGGCGAUCCCUACCACCGUGAGCCCAAAUAGGGAGGUGCCAUUGAUGCAGCACAAAACUCAUCAUGGUGCUGAUAGUGACGCAGAGACCUGCGCAUUAAUAAAUUGCACUUUGGAAACAAAAGUUACAGUUUUGAGAUCAAAUCUUAAGUCAAAUUUGUGAAUUCAUGGUUGAGGAUCUCUUAAAACCGUAAAAAAAACGUUGUAAAGUUAAUCUGCUGGGACUACAUUAAACAGACCAGUGUGAUUUUUAAAUCGUCCUGAGCAAAAUAUUGGUAAAAAAUGUGAUUUUCUUUAAAAUCUAUUUGUUUAAAAAAAAGAUUUAAAGCACAUAUUAUCAUAUGCUGUACAACAUUGUUUUGGAUUAGAUAAACAGAUGUACUACGUAAUGACAAGAAUGAUGGCUCACCGAAGUAGACUUCAUGUAUUUAGCAGAAGAAAUUUCAUUUUUAACUUUAAAUGGUAAUUUUUCCUUUGAGUAAAUUGCUUGUAAAUGGUUUCUUUUUUUUAAAAACUUUUCCGCUGUUUUGUUGAAAGUAAAAAAAAAAAAAUACUAAUUGAAAAAAAUACUAUUUUCUCUUCAUUUAAACAUUUUAUUUAUGCAAAAUCUAUAGUUCAGAUACAAAUUUUGAUCGUAUGCAACAUCCGUCUGGACAGAGUCGGAGCUGAGAUGAUUUUUUCGGCUGUGGACAUUUUAAACACGCUGCUCGCUACACUAAAAAAUACGAACCCAAAACCCUUUUUUAUUCUAGCUUUGCGGCUCUUUCUGGAGCCAAAAUGGUUAAGGACUGCAGAAUCCCUGUCAAACAGAAUCGAUGUAUAGUCCAAAGUCCAUGUCUGCCUCCAAGCAGCAUCAAUAUGAGGCUAAGACACUUAAUUGGAUAGAACUUAGACCAAAUCAGCAUGAACCCUCUUGUCUGUGAUUGGCUGUUUGGUGGCACAUAUGUCACACUAAAUUGAAACUUAUGAACACAAAAUCAAACAAAAGGAGAACUCGAGACGAGAGACAACGCUUUUGCAGACUUUUGGGUCGCAAACGCUAAAAUGUAUUUUUAAAUGCAAACAAUUAAUGUUUUUAUUUGAAAGUUUUGUUUUUAAAAUUGAACUUUAUGUUUGCAAUUUAGGACAUUUUGAUCUAAAAACUGUGACUUUUGUUCACAAUGUGGUAGCAGAAGAAGAAUAAGAAUUUGAGUUGUUAAUGACCAUUGGUGCAGAAUAGCUUGCUUUUUUAAAUAUUCAUCCAGGCAACCGGGCGACUGGCGGCCUUUGGCUCUUGAUAUGGACGGCCACCAUCCGAAGAUAUUUACACAUUGUCCAGUCAGAGCUGCUGCCGGCCGGCGAUCCGGCUGCCACCACCUUUUGGCCACCCAGCUGACGCCCGACUUCAUAAUGGCGUCAUCCCCACCUGACUGCCACCAUGACCACGUCAAAAAUUUUCAAAACGUCAGGCAGUGGCAUGAAAUCUUGAUGUUUCUGUCUAUGCCUCUCCAUCACACGGCGGCAGUUGCAUUUGUGACCGUAGCCUUAGGAAUGACAGGAAGGAAAAGGCUUAGUGUAUAAAAGUGAAAAAAGUAUUGCAUUCACUGCAUUACGUUGUAGCUCUCUUCUGUACUGUGCUCAGCGAACUAACUCACCCUCAGGUUUUUGAUCUUUUCUCUGGCUUUACUUAAGCCACCAGUCAAUGAUACAAAUACACAUUCAAGGACAUAAAUGUACUCCAGUAAAUAGACAAGACCGAUUUGUGUAAGUUUUUCAUUGAGUCUGCUAGAACAGCUAGACGUUUCAUUGUCAAGACAGGCUUUAUGAUAGAGACUGGAAGAGUGAAAUUCAUGUGUUCUCAUAUUCUGCAAAGCUUUGUAAAUAAAGUGAAAAAGUCCCGUGGUUAAGCAGCAUGUGAAGGACAAUGUUUCUGUGUUACUAGUCUUUAGACUUCAGACUUCAGCAGGAUCUCUGAAUCUCUUCUACCAGCACUUUUAAUGGUCUCGACAAAGGAAAUGAAGGGAAAAAAAACGCUGAUAUUUUCAUGAACCUCCAACCUUUUUUUGUAUGAUUCACAGACAGGGUUUGAUGCUAUUUGGUAGCGGAAUGUCUUGUACAGCAGAGGACUAGUGUGUCUAAAGCUCCCCAGAUUUUCUAACAAGUCCGACCAUUGCAAGAAUGUUUCUGAUCAGUUCUUUGAAUCUCUUUCAGUCAGACACUCACUGUGUGUUCAGAUUUUUCGGAUUACUGAAGGACUCCUUUGGGUCACCUCAGGUGCAAAACGUACAGUCUAUAUGGAUGCAGCAAAACUACUGUUUACAUACAACUCUGCAUAGUCAAAGAUUUCAUGGCCAAUAACACUUUUAAAUGAAUCUGUUGGAAAAAAAAAAAAGAACUGUUAUUGUAAUGAGCCUUUCAAAGUGUCCUGUGGACAUCUGUGUCUCGGUUACACUGAAUGUCAAAGAUGUAUGACGGCGUUUUAUACGAGUCUUUGUGAGAUUUUUUUCGCUGAAGGAUCUUUUGUCUGAUCCCUUUGUAGCAGCCGUUAUUUAUGCAGCAUUUGAUCAAGUGUUCUACAACACAGUGGGGAAAAUUUCGUAUUUGUUAGAGUAAAAAUCCCAUGUUCAUAUAGAGAUGCUGUUGUAACAGGUGUUUCCACAGUUUGUGAACUCUCCACUUCUGGAGGACAUAUAUUUCUGGUCCAGCGACAAGGUCUGUCUGUUUUGGCACUGAUUGUACGUUUGAAUGUAAAUACAUUUACCACAUGAGUUGUCUUAGUGCAUCAACAGAGGAAUUGAAGCAUGUUUUCUCUGCCUUUGCUGUGUCUUUUCCUCUUUCUGUUCUUUUAACUCUCUUCUAAUGUUUGGGAUGUAACAGUAGAAUAGAACGUUUAGAGGAUGGAGAAUAAUGUAGUUUACCUGUGUGGGAUAAAAACAUAUGUUUAUGCUUUUAUUUGUCUCCCUUGGGAAGAACAUGAUAAUAAAAAGAUUCAAAACUAUGAA
Messenger RNA from Oryzias latipes (Japanese medaka), 10191 nucleotides. RefSeq names its product microtubule associated tumor suppressor candidate 2a (gene mtus2a). The record is from RefSeq and is a predicted model, not a curated record. Gene Ontology annotation, cellular component: nucleus; cytoplasm. Gene Ontology annotation, molecular function: microtubule binding. Lineage: Eukaryota; Metazoa; Chordata; Actinopteri; Beloniformes; Adrianichthyidae.